Molecule: messenger RNA, 378 nt
Organism: Trichomonas vaginalis G3
Lineage: Eukaryota; Parabasalia; Trichomonadida; Trichomonadidae
Product: ATPase activity, coupled to transmembrane movement of substances
Exons: 1
Coding region: 1-378 (125 amino acids)
Biological process (GO): transmembrane transport
Molecular function (GO): ATPase-coupled transmembrane transporter activity; ATP hydrolysis activity; ATP binding
Source: RefSeq, a predicted model, not a curated record
AUGGAAAUUGUUUUUGAUCAUGUUUCAUUCAAGUAUCCUUCAAGAAAUGUGUUUACUCUAAACGAUGUGUCUUUUCAGAUUAAGUCAGGACAGAGCGUUGCUUUUGUCGACCAUUCGGGAAGCGGAAAAUCAACGAUUGUUCAAUUGAUCGAAAGAUUCUAUGACAUCACAGAGGGAUCUAUUACGAUUGAUGGCCAAAAUAUUAAAGAUUUUGAUAUAAGAUGGUUACACAAGCAAAUGCCUUUCAUUUCACAAGAACCAUUUUUGUUCCAUGGAACAAUAAAAGAAAACGUUUUAUAUGGUGUCUUUGAUGAAAAGACAGAUGAAGAAAUCAUGGAUGUUUUGGAACAAGCAAAUGCAAAGAAAUUCUUUAUAUAG